Aspergillus caelatus is the source of this 1048-nucleotide messenger RNA. RefSeq lists its product as uncharacterized. Lineage: Eukaryota; Fungi; Ascomycota; Eurotiomycetes; Eurotiales; Aspergillaceae. The record is from RefSeq and is a predicted model, not a curated record. The transcript has a single exon. Bases 47 to 1048 code for a protein of 333 amino acids.
CCCAUUUCCCUCCCAAUUCCUACAACAACCGGUACAAAGGAUCAAAAUGACAAGAUCCACCCCUCAAUCACGAUUCUGUCUCCUUACCUACCCCCGAACAGGCUCCAAUCUUCUCGUCAAGAUCCUCAACCUCGACAACCAGCCCACCCUCGUCCCUUGCAAGGAUGGAGGGUACUUCUUUGCGCGGCUCAGUCUUCUCCGCUACGACAUGGGCUGUGCAGGGGCCCACAUCAAGGACCUACGCGAUGAUCAACGCGCACAGGAAACUGCCUGCAUUCAGGAGUGUCUCCAAGCGUUGACUCAGUACGUCCAUGAUGCGGAGAAUCAAGACAAGGGGAUAUUCUUCAAGGAGCACACGCACAUGCUCAGCAAUCCAGUUGCAAAGUCCCAGUUUGUUUUUGGAGCAGAUAGCAUCGACGAGGCGGUUCUAGUAUCGCAACGGGCGGAAGGUCAAUCGCCAUACAACGAGACCCUCCUUCCAGACAGGUUUCUCAAUACACUGAGGCCGACCUUCUUGAUCCGCCACCCGGCACUUGCCUUUCCCUCAUACUACCGUGCGGCGCGCAAAGCCGAUGGUGACGAGUAUCUUCGUUCUGAGCAGGGGAGGCGAGUGUGUCGGAAUAUUAUGACGCUGCGUUGGAGUCGCCAACUCUAUAACUUCUACGUGCAGCACUUCAAUGGAACCGAGACCUCCACUCGAAACGAGAUCACGUGGCCUCUGAUUUUGGAUGCAGAUGAUAUUAUGACCAACCCGGCGGUGGUGAUCCGGUUCUGCGAAAAUUUGGGACUAGACACCACGCGACUGCGGUUCCAAUGGGACAAGGACGAGCAGAAGAGACGGCCAGGCAUUAUGGCCUUUCGGUCGACGAUCGAUGGAUCUACUGGGAUUGACGUCUCUAAGGCCUCUGGGGAGAACAUCGAUCUUGAUGAAAGUGCUAAGCAGUGGAGGGAGGAGUUUGGGGGGGAUUCGGGGCAGGUGAUUGAGAUGUAUGUGCGGGAGGCGAUGGCUGAUUAUGAGUUCUUGAAGGAAAGAAGGUUGAGAGCAUAA